UAUCAAACAGAGGUUUGGCUCUUGCUUGUCUACUUCCCUGCAAUAGAUGAUAUACGAAUCUUAAAAUGUCAAAACUAUCUCUUUGUGGGUUAUGUUGACGAUUCUGAUGAUGGUUUCUUCUACUGCCCUAAGUGUAAUGUUCGGUUUGAUGGUGUUUUUGACAAUGAUGUUGAUGAUGUGAUUGAUGUCUACAUACUCAGAUUCCGACGCAAGAAAUCUGCUGCAAUCAAAGCCGAACCAAACUCUCAACCUUGCUCUGAAUAUGAUGCAUGGUCCAAAUUUGUUAAUAAUCUCUUAGAAGAUGAAACUCAACAGAAUGAUGAUAUUCACAUAAUAGAACAGAAUAUUGAUGGGACAAGUGUCUCACAUCCCAGUGAUUUUGGAAGCUCUAAACAUAAAACCUCAAAAUACUAUCACAACCACAACCAGAUAAGGAUGCGGCACUUGAUGGGGUUGCAGAUGAUGAUUGAGCUUCAAUGCAAAGCACUAGUGAAGGAGUUUAAGGUUACUCCUUUAAUAUGUGGCUUGGUUGGACCAAUAUGGUUGAGGUUUAUCUCCAAGACUGGUGUUUUUGAUGAUGACCGGGCUUAUACAGUAAUGCACAACUCUGAGAUGCAGAAAGAAGGAGAACCAGAAGAUUAUACUAUACGUGGCAAAUACAGAGAAGAACCCCACAACAUGUUUGGUCAACGAUUUGUUAUGAUAUGGUUAAGGUAUUUGAAGAACAGGAUUCCACUAGCUUGUACAAUUGCUGUUUCAUAUCUGGCAUGUCAUAUUGCUAGGAAGCCAUCCUACCAUCAGACAUGAUGAAGUGGACACUCGAAGGGAAGCUUCCAUAUUUUUCUGCCUUUGUUGAACUUGAAAGGCUCAUGAAACAUGAAUCACUUGCAUGUCCCAUCAGUUCAAGUGCUAUGUUCAAGCCCCAGCGAGCUAUACCGGUACAAAAGCUAGAAUCAUUUGCUGCAUCAAUUGCUCAUUGCAUAGGCUUGGAGUUACCUCCUGUGAACUUUCAUGCAAUGCAAUAGCAUAUCGUUACCUUAAAAAAUUAUCUCUUCCUGUCGAAAAGAUUCUUCCUUAUGCAUGCCGUAUUUAUGAAUGGUUGAUGCCUCCCGACUUGUGGUUAUCUUUUACAAAGGAUUAUUUUAGGUUACCUACUCAUGUUUGUGCUGUAUCAAUUCUGGUGAUAGCUAUAAGGAUUUUGUAUAACAUAAAUGGUUAUGGAGAAUGGGAGAAAAGUUUAUCUUGUAAUGUUGGUGACAAAGACAAUGGCGAAAUGGAUACCACUUUUGCCUCUCAUGACGAGCAUUUUUUGGUAAAGGUUCUGCUAAAGAUCCAAUAGGAUGUCAAAAACACAAAAUGGAUUCUGCUGUGCUUCUCCAACACCUUCAUGCAAUAUAUGAAGAGAUUGCAGAUAACCACGAGUAUUCGAAGGACUUACCUACUUAUCUCAAAUACCGUAGAGAUGUUGUCUUUGAUGGAUCAAAAGAACAAUCUUAUGAUAAUUAUGAGGAACAAAGAAUGAUUGAAAUCCUAAGGAAUUUUUAUCAGAAUGAAAAGAAUACCACCAAACCAUCAGAACAUGCAGGGAAAUCCAAUACUUCUUUUAACCGAUUGAGGUUGACGGAUGAAGGGCACAUUAGGAGGACAUCUAAGAUGAAAAAUGUAAGAAGAGAAUGUUUCAAUGAUCCCUCUCUUGAUGAUGGCACCUGCCGUGUAGAUGACUUUCCUGGAAGUUUGAAUAAUGAUAAUUCCUCGAGACUUCGCCAUAUGGUGAAGACUCAGUUUUCAACAAGAACGGCGGUUCAGGAAAAGCUGUAGUCGAUGAAGCCAUUACACAAAUGAAAUUAGACAUGGAGGAAAACCUAUUUUGUUAUGUACCACCUCGCGUCAAGCCGAAGAACCUUGAUUAUGUUCACUAUGUCAGAAAGAAGGAUAAAGGUGCCAUGACUUACGUUGCUCAUGCUGAUUAUUACAUUUUGCUUCGGACUUGUGCCAGAAUUGCACAAGUUGACAUUAGGAUUUUGCAAAUUGGUGUUUUGAGACUUGAGAAAAGACUUGCUUGGCUGGAGAAACGGGUUGAUCAAUGCUUGCAUUUGAAACCUUCCAGUAUUUCUUGUCAGUUUUGUAGUGUUAAAACCACUAAAAAUGUUUCAGCAGAUGUGCCUUAACUAUCAAAUUUGAAUAUAUAUAU
Molecule: messenger RNA, 2191 nt
Organism: Medicago truncatula (barrel medic)
Lineage: Eukaryota; Viridiplantae; Streptophyta; Magnoliopsida; Fabales; Fabaceae
Product: TATA box-binding protein-associated factor RNA polymerase I subunit B
Exons: 4
Biological process (GO): nucleolar large rRNA transcription by RNA polymerase I; RNA polymerase I preinitiation complex assembly
Cellular component (GO): RNA polymerase I core factor complex
Molecular function (GO): RNA polymerase I core promoter sequence-specific DNA binding
Source: RefSeq, a predicted model, not a curated record